UGCUAAUCCUGCCACUCAGCCGUGAUGCCGUCAGUCCAGUAAAGUUUAGUGCUGUAACUGCGGUCGGAUUGAUUGGAUUUUAUAAUCAGACGCUUCUUUUGGAAGCGAUCGAAAGAGGAAAAUGUCCGCCAGCGCUGUUUAUGUUUUAGAUCUGAAAGGCAAGGUCCUGAUCUGCCGCAACUACCGUGGUGAUGUGGACAUGUCUGAGAUCGAACACUUCAUGACCCUUCUUAUGGAUAAAGAGGAGGAGGGCACCCUGUCUCCCAUCCUGGCUCAUGGAGGAGUGCGCUUCAUGUGGAUUAAACACAACAACCUUUAUCUUGUUGCAACAUCUAAGAAAAAUGCCUGCGUCUCGCUGGUUUUCUCCUUCCUGUAUAAAAUUGUGCAGGUGUUCUCGGAGUAUUUUAAGGAGCUGGAGGAGGAGAGUAUCAGAGAUAAUUUUGUGAUCAUUUACGAGCUGAUGGAUGAGCUGAUGGACUUUGGCUACCCACAAACGACAGACAGCAAGAUCCUGCAGGAAUACAUCACACAAGAGGGCCACAAGUUGGACACUGGUGCCCCACGGCCCCCCGCUACAGUGACCAAUGCUGUGUCCUGGAGGUCGGAGGGCAUUAAGUACAGGAAGAAUGAGGUUUUCCUGGACGUCAUCGAGUCUGUCAAUCUUUUGGUCAGUGCUAAUGGUAAUGUCCUGCGCAGUGAGAUCGUCGGCUCCAUUAAGAUGCGAGUGUUUCUGUCGGGCAUGCCUGAGCUACGCCUGGGCCUCAACGACAAAGUCCUGUUUGAAAACACUGGUCGAGGAAAGAGUAAAUCUGUUGAGCUUGAGGACGUGAAGUUUCAUCAGUGUGUGCGUCUGUCUCGCUUCGAGAACGACCGCACCAUCUCCUUCAUCCCUCCAGACGGAGAGUUUGAACUUAUGUCCUACCGCCUCAACACACACCAGGUAAAGCCGUUGAUCUGGAUCGAGUCUGUGAUUGAGAAGCAUUCACACAGCAGAAUCGAGUACAUGAUAAAGGCCAAAUCACAGUUCAAACGCCGCUCUACAGCUAAUAACGUGGAAAUCCACAUCCCAGUUCCCACGGAUGCCGACUCGCCCAAGUUCAAGACCACCGUGGGCAGUGUGAAGUGGGUCCCGGAAAAUAGUGAGAUCGUUUGGUCCAUCAAAUCGUUCCCUGGAGGGAAGGAGUAUUUGAUGAGGGCACAUUUCGGUUUGCCGAGUGUAGAAGCCGAGGAUAAAGAAGGAAAACCGCCCAUCAGUGUCAAGUUUGAAAUCCCCUAUUUUACCACCUCUGGAAUUCAGGUGCGCUACCUGAAGAUUAUUGAGAAGAGUGGAUACCAGGCACUACCAUGGGUUCGAUACAUCACUCAGAAUGGAGACUAUCAGCUCCGGACUCAGUAGCAGAACUUGGGUCGUCUCCCCACCGUCUGUCCGGAACGCCGUGCAGGAUGGGAUCUCUCACUUUCUCCUUCUAUAUGUGUGUCUUUCUGUGCUGCUCUUUCUGGUUAGCGAUUGCUCUGCGGUGUCUGAGGAACAAAAUGAACCAAACCGAAAAAAAUCACCACUUAAAUUCAAAAACACAUCGACUAGUUCUAAAUGACUUUAAAUAACAAACACUGUCGCUGUUUGAUGCUGAUUGCUCUUGCAUACCAUGUCACACAACAUGCGACAAAGAGACCACAGCCAAAAAAACAACUCUAUAAAAUUCAACACUCGGAUUCUCUGGUGUGGUUUUUACUAGUCACAGCAACAAAGCGCUCGUUUGUUUCUGAACUUGUCAUGUCAGCAUUGUUUAAGGAAAACAGAUCAGCCCUUUACAUUUAUCUUAUAUGAACAACAUUUCCUCACUCUGUUCAGGGUUGUGGUGAGUCCAUGCCAACCAGAAACAGACGCAAGACAGGAAUACAGUUUAGUAAAGUCUUAAAAGUGACCCGUUUGUCUUAUUCUCAGUCUGUUAUAUUGGAGACUGCUCGCACCUCAUUUACAUUUACGGCAUUUAUGAGACGCUUUUAUCCAAAGUGACUUACAGUACUGUGACAGUAACAAUCUAAGCAAUUGAGGGUUAAGGGCUGCCCUUGCUCAUGGGUUCAACAGUAGCAACCUUGCAGUGGUGGGGCUUGAACCAGCAACCUUUUGAUUACUAGUCCAGUAACUUAAUCACUAGGCUACGGCUGCCCUUUUUGGUUUUCUUAAUUUUGGCUACAGCAUGUGUAUGAUCCUUUGGAUCAUCUUGACGAAGGCUGUUGCAGUGUCAGGACCCACAUUUUUUAGGAUGGGUUGAAUGCGUUUUUGUUGCAUCCUUUAGGAAUGAUCUCCUCCCCUUAUCUCACCCUAGUUUUGUUAAUAGCCAACAUGCAUGUUAAUUACUUUUGUUUUACCAGUAAUUUGGCUGAUCUGUACUGUUAUUGUUAGUGGAAAAUGUUGAACUCAGUUUUCCAGUUUGUUCCUCAAACACUGCUGAAUUCUGUACCCGAGGCCUGCUGUAAUACGUGCCAUGAUUUUGCAGACCAUCAUUUUUUAGUUUUCUUUAUGUGUGUAUGUGCAGAUUUGACAUCUGUGUUUACACUAGCAGAGAUGAUCUUAAAUAACCUCCUCUAACAUACAGUGUACAACAAUCCAGUAGAUCCUCAGAAACAUAUUUUAUCCAGGUUAUGCUUCAUUGUGAGGAUUAUUGAUCACAUUAACUGUUAGUAAUUGUUUACAGGACUGUUUCUGGUUACAUGUCACUAGUACGCAUGUGUAAACCAAACAGCUGUUUCAAGUGUUAUUAGUAAUAUAUUAUUAUAUAAUAAUAACAGUUGAAUAUUAUAUUAUUAUUAUAUAUCAUUAUAGAUUAUUUGAAUGAACAGCCAGUAUACUGAAAGCUUUAGCACUCACCGGUCAAAAUCAUACAGGUCAAUCAUUACACAAACUGUGCUGUUUUACCAUUGUGUUCUCUGAUUGUGUAUUUUCACCCUGUUUAUAGUGUUUACUAGGUUUUUAUAUACAACUCAUAUGUUUUUGUUUUCAGUAUUAUUACAUCAGAUGAAGAUUUGGUAUUUUGCAGGACUGGUUUGGUGAGAUUCUCACUCCGAUUGAGAUCAGCCUUGAUAUUUUUGGUGUCUGUUUGCUAUUUUUGUUGUUUUCACACUGAAAAUAUGGAGCCGAGUAACAAAUAAAACUUACAAAUGAGGCUUGUUUUACUGAAAUCAUCCCAGUUUUACUAGAACUGCAUCUCGUUGAGUAAUAUCACUCAGAUUGGGUACAGUGGUUUAGGAUCCAGUAUGACUCUAAAUUGAAAGCAGCGAUUCUGAAUCCAGCUGAAUUUGUGCAAUUUGAUAUCAAUCCAUCCAAAAGGACUUAGUGCUGGGAUCUUGCUGGGGUUGUCAAGGUAACCCAGUCCAGUACCCGCUAGGCUACAAAUGCAGGUGCUUGGAUCUUUAUUUAAGCUAUUUGACCAGUUGGAGUUGAACCAAAAGUUUAGGUUUUCUGGUCGUACUUGACUUUAUUAUAAGAAAGCAGCGAUCCUGAAUCCAGCUGAAUUUAAGCAAUUAGAUACCAAUCAAUCCAAAAGCCAAAAGGACUCGAUGCUGGGAUUUUGCAGGGGUUGUCAUGGUAACCGUAAUACCAAUAUGAUUAUUACAAAGCCAGCACAUUUUGGCUACCAAACAUUUUAACAUAAGUACUCCAACAACUUUGGUUUGGUUGGUUGGUGAUUUACUUCAGCUAUUUGGCUAGUUGGAGUUCAACCAAAAGUUUAGGUUUUCUGGCUGUACUUGACUUCAUAUAAUAAACAUUUAAGCAUGUUUUAUUUACCGAAAAUACUUUUUUGUAAGAUGGGACUUUUUGGCUUCGUUGGCCUCAUUGCUCCAUUGUGAAAAUGAUGAAGCAAACUUUGGACACCAAAUAGAUUUAGACUGAUUCACUAUUGAACACUGUGUAGAUCCACUAAUGUAUUUGACAUCAUCACGUUCAUGUUUAUCACCGAGGGGGCCAGUUCUUUUAUUCGAAUGUUACAGUGAAUAAAGGUUCAUUGCCAUUGCAAGCGAAAAUCAAAUACUAACGUUGUGCCAUAUCAAAAUGUCAAAUGUAUUACCUUGUUUCCUUCCUGUACUCUGUUACAGAGCAGCAUACGUUAUAUGUAUAUGUGUUUUUCUAUUGUGCUGCACUGGUUUGAACUUAAUUACCCUGUUACAUCACCAGUCCUGGAGGGAAUCUAGAAUAUUUAGAAUCAAUACGAAGGUGCUGCAUGGCCUCUGUGGAAUUUGAACGUGAAAUAUAAAUGCAUUCUGAUCUUUUCAUGUCUCCGGAACUGGUAUUGAAGCGACGGUUAAACUGUUGUGUUUCAUGCCUCAUUGUUUUGUUUUGUUAAUUUAGUGCUGUGAUGAACACGGAAGCGUCCUUUUUAUAGUAACCAUGCAGAACGUUGAAUGUUCAAUAGUUCUUAUUUGUGAAGGACUCCAGUUUUUGUUGCUGCUGUAAUUACUCAUUAAAAUGUAGGUCUCAAAAAAUGAA
Molecule: messenger RNA, 4489 nt
Organism: Trichomycterus rosablanca
Lineage: Eukaryota; Metazoa; Chordata; Actinopteri; Siluriformes; Trichomycteridae
Gene: ap1m1
Product: adaptor related protein complex 1 subunit mu 1
Exons: 12
Coding region: 122-1396 (424 amino acids)
Biological process (GO): vesicle-mediated transport; intracellular protein transport
Cellular component (GO): clathrin-coated vesicle; clathrin adaptor complex
Molecular function (GO): clathrin-cargo adaptor activity
Source: RefSeq, a predicted model, not a curated record